UCACGAUCCACAUGUGACGGGCGUCCUCACGGCCAGAGCAUCCAGCCUCGCUGCCUCCCUCUCUCCCUCCCUCCCUCCGCCGAUCUCCCCGUCAGAGAUGAAACGGGGGAGCGUGUGACUGUGGGACAGAGGAGAGGCGGAGGGAGGAGGUGAGAGGGAGACAGAGGGAGGAGAGAGUAACACUCAGACAAUCCCCUGCGUGUUAGAGAGAGGUAGAAACAAGAGGAGCUGGCCGGGAAACAAUAGUAGAACAAAUCCAGUGUUGCUUGCAAGAUCUCUGCCUCUCAGCUGACUGCGACUGAAGACCAAGAGGGACUGAGACGGCGAGGGAUGGAGUGGCCCGACUCUCCUGCCACCUGCCUUCCCUACGUCACCCUGACCUUCAAUCUUCAUUCCUCCAGUAGGAACAAAGACAGAGCCUGUCCUGUGUGAGACUUCUCUGAAUCCCGUCAGAAAGCGUUAGAGAGGCUGUAGUCAAGAACCGUGACACAUUGGCCACCGCCUGCAGCGCCAGGAGCCUCCGGGUGUCCCAGUCAUGAAACCGUCCAUCUCCACCGGCCCUCCUUCUAGACUCCUGCUGGUCCUGAUGUGUUGUCCUCUGCUGGGCUUCGUCCAGUCUGCCAGCAGCAGCAGCAGCAACAAGGCUGGCGAUAAGGGACACCAGCAGCUGGUCGACACCGACCCAGAUCGCUGCAUGAGGCACCACUUUGUGGAGACCAUCACACAUCCUAUUUACAAAUGCAACUCUAAGAUGGUGUUGCUGGCGCGAUGCGAGGGCCACUGCAGCCACACCACCCGCUCAGACCCGCUCAUCUCCUUCAGCUCCGUGCUCAAGCAGCCCUUCAAGAGCUUCUGCUCCUGCUGCCGACCACACACCUCCAAGCUGAAGGCGGUGAGGCUUCGCUGCGCCGGCGGGACUCGCAUUACGGCCACCUACAGAUACAUCCUAGCCUGCAACUGUGAGGAGUGCAGCUGAGUAGGCGGCAGUUCCCCCCAAGGCCCCAGCCCCCCAAAGGCUCUCGUUUUUCUUGGCCUCGGACCUCGUUCUGAAACUGUUCGGAAUGCUCCAAUAAUUUUUGGAUAUAGAGUUAUGCUCCAAAAAUGCUGGACGUUAACAGUUUGGAGGAAUCAAAUCCACCCUCCUCCCCCCUUCACGUGCUCCUAAUAACUGACCCACAGCUCUGGGACACAUGUAGAACGCUCCAUACCUUCUCCAUUAUAAGUGCUUUCAAUCACGACGAGCCAUGCAAAGCAUAUUUCUUCGGCUCACAAGGCCAAACACCGCAAACUGCUGAUCCCGGGGGCAGGUUUGAGACCCUUCCCCGCCUGAGAGACACACUCCGCUCAUUACAGGCCUCAGUAAUCCAUCCACACACACACGCUCUCAAACUGCAGUGUGGYGCUUCGAAGAAUCUGUGACAGCUAAGCGAACCCCUCCCACACGUUUGACAACAAGACAACACGCCUCGUUAAAAUGCAGCAAUGGAAAAGGAUGAGGCCUCCCCAGACGCACGGUGGAACUAUACAGGAACAUCUGCACUGUUACUCAACCAAUAACAUUUACACACUUCCUGCAGACCUUCAUGUAGCUGUGUAAAACUUCACUGUCGCUUACAGGAGAGCUCAUCAUGUAGACGUUCUAGGAGAAACGGAGGGCAAAGGGAACCCUGAGGUUAAAAACACAGCCAAGGACGAAGGCGUAAGCCCACCUGUGGGUGUUGGUUUGGACUCUCCCUAGACUGUCACUUAUGUUAGUGUUCAUAAUCUCUACCUGAGUCUUUGUGAUGUUCACGUCAGCGUUGUUGUAACCGCAGCCUCCGUCAUGCCAGGUUGAUAGAGUGCCUUGCAAAAGAAUUUAUUUCCCUUGAACUUUUUUUCACAUUUUGAAAUUGAGAUUUUAUGCGAUAGACAUAAGAAGGCAAAUGCGACCCAAAUCAAAUGAUGGAGCUGGUGUGUGCCCCAGAGCAGCUGUGGCUACAAUCCAGUAGCCACAUGAGUGUACAGAAAAGCUUGAUUUUGUUGCCCCUAACAGCAGAUAUAAGGAAGACUGUAGAUGUUAGCUUCAGGUCUAGUGGUAAGAUGGUUUCCAUUGUACCUAUUAAUGCAGACUUAGGUAUAUUUGAUCUUUGAACUAUUAAGAAAAGAAGUUAGAAGCAAUUUUAGAGUAUUCCUACAGACCAUCAGAACUGGUGCAGCACACACCGCCUCCUGACUCUAGAACACCUCUGGGGUCAAUCAGAGGAGAGACUGUGAGCCACAGGCCUUUUUGUCCGACAUCAGUGUCUUACCUCUUCGAUGCUGUUAUGAAAAAAUGGUCGAAGAUUCCCGUCAACACACUCCUGUACCUUGAGGAAAACCAUCCCGGAGGAACUGAAGCUGAAAUCAUUUCGAUGGCUGGGCCGACAUCGCUGUCAAACCGUCUGGAGUAAGAAUGCUCUGCAGCUCGAGUCCACCUGUAGAUGAGCAAAAACAUCUGGCAAAAUACUGCAGCUGAAGCUCAGUCAGAUUGGAAAUAGGACAUCUGUGAAGCAAUCUUUAAGUCUUGCCACAGAUUAUCUAUUGAAUGUGGGUCUGGACUUUGACUGGGCCAUUUAAACCAAUGAAUGUGCUGCGACCUGAACUGUCCCGCUGUAGUUCUGGCUGGAUGUUUUCGGUUGUCAUCAUGGAAGAACGUUCUGCGAGGUUCUGACGGAGCAGGGCUGAAUACAAACGCAGCAUUUUCUUCCAUUUCAUAUUUAUGCACUAUUUUGUGUUGUUCUAUCACGUAAAAUCCCAAUAAAAUAUAUUCAAGUUUGUGAUUAUAAUGUGACAAAAUGUGAAAGCGGUAUGAAUACCUGUACAAGGCACUGUACAAUUGCUGCUAUUGCCUGUUGUUUAUUGUUACUCCUUCCAUGUUAAAUCAGCGCUACGGUUGCUCUGCCAAUGUCUGUGUUGCUCGCGAGUAUUGACCUUACAGCCAACGUCGAAUACAAAACUUUAAACUCCUGCACAUCUCCUUCUGUCUGUGUGAGACUCGUUCAGCCUUCAGUCUCUGGUCAGUGUAUCCAAGUGUAAAAAUAUGUCAGUGUUCAAAUUGUGGUUUUUGUAUAAUUAAAACUCUGCAACCACAA
Poecilia reticulata (guppy) is the source of this 3110-nucleotide messenger RNA. RefSeq names its product norrin cystine knot growth factor NDP (gene ndp). NCBI's taxonomy places the organism in Eukaryota, Metazoa, Chordata, Actinopteri, Cyprinodontiformes, Poeciliidae. Gene Ontology annotation, molecular function: cytokine activity; frizzled binding. The record is from RefSeq and is a predicted model, not a curated record. Gene Ontology annotation, biological process: Norrin signaling pathway; Wnt signaling pathway; positive regulation of DNA-templated transcription.